GGAGGAGAGUCAUUUGGCAUCUAACGUACCAAAGAGGACCCCUCACCCUCAUUCAUUGGUCAUUUGAGACAAAGGUACACAUCCUCUCUCCCUCAAUCAUCUAGCUCGCCCAACCCUAUCAUUUUGAGAGGAUAAACUCUCAAAAUACUCAUCCUCCAUAGCUGAACUCGAGCUCAAGGAAGAAGGUCCAAAGAGGAGUGAUUAAAAGAAGGAAAAAGUUAAGGAAAGUGUGAAGGAUUAAGAUUUCGUCGGAGUUUCGCCGGAGUUUUGCCGGAGUUUCACCGGAGUUCGCCGGAGUUCGCCGGAGUUUUACUGGAGUUUCGCCGGAGUUCAACCGAGGAGCGUAGAACACACUAAAAGAAAUGGAGGGUAAACGCAUGGCAAUGAGAAAUGACCCUAGGGGUCAAGCGUCGGUAGCUUACCUAGAGGCUAGUCGGGCCGUGUCACGAGCCUCUAGGGGGAGAGGAAUAGGUCAUGGGGGGCGUGAGAGCCGCCAAGGCCAGGCGGCAAGUGAUGGUCGUGUGGACUCGGUGUGUAACAUGAACACUAGGAGGAAAGAACGUAGGCGUCAGACUAGGCACGAUCGGGUCACCUACCAACGUGAUAUGACUGCCAGCCAAGCCCAUCCUUGGGAAAAUGAGCAAGGAGGAGAAAGCACUUUUACGGCACCGGCAUCACCAGUGAAAAAGAAAAGGAACUCAAAGUGGCAUGCAUCCUUUCCUUACUCUUUCAGACCACACCGG
This is a messenger RNA of Cuscuta europaea, 743 nucleotides long. Lineage: Eukaryota; Viridiplantae; Streptophyta; Magnoliopsida; Solanales; Convolvulaceae. The record is from the annotation of a GenBank genome assembly.